Messenger RNA from Topomyia yanbarensis, 2000 nucleotides. RefSeq lists its product as uncharacterized. The coding region runs from base 247 to 1869 and encodes 540 amino acids. The record is from RefSeq and is a predicted model, not a curated record. The transcript has 5 exons. NCBI's taxonomy places the organism in Eukaryota, Metazoa, Arthropoda, Insecta, Diptera, Culicidae.
UGGUGAUUCAAUCGUUGAUAGAAAGUUGGUGCUGGUGGGCGCAAGCUAAACACAGACAGACUAGUAGUGCGAGCAACACGCAAGACAGCGGAACUGUUCAGUUGAAGUGCUGUGACUUUAGAUCGUGCUGGUUCCUAUAUUCUGUGAUUCAUAAAAUCUACGUAGGUAUAGUGAAAUCCGUUAUAUUGCCUUAAUCGUGUUAAAUAUUCGCUAUGAGAUGUUCUAGGUUGACUGAACAGCGAGACGAUGAUUGAAACGAGAGAGCCGAGCAUUUAUAGGGUUCCAUGUGUGUCUUCGCUAACGAAAAGUCGCGGUACCGCACAAGCGUAUCACACGGAACAGCAUCCCACCGGUCAGUCUAAUUGCAGUUUCCAGUCGUGCGAAACGCGUUUUGUUAUGGAUCCCGCCGCGCUUGGUCUAACGGAAGAAGACGUUGAUUCGAUAGUGAAACGAUAUCUACAGGAAAAACGUGACAAGUACAACGCUAAAUUUCGAGUGCUUUCAUACCACGUGAAACGCAUAAGUGAAGAGCCAAUUGGUUACCUCGGAGAUCAUUACUUUCUGAAUGUGGUGUUGAGGGAGAAAAUGGUUCACUAUUCGGAAGAGGAAGAAGAGUAUGCCGAAGAAGAAUACUUGAGCUUCUUUAUGAAGAUUUUACCCGAACAAGUGCCAAAAUUAGCCGAAUACGUACGAGAAAUGGGUUGUUUCAAAAAGGAGAUUCAACUCUACACUCAUCUAAUACCCCGACUGCAGGACGUAACAAUUGGAACCAAGCCAUUCGCUCCUAGAGCCUAUCUUACCAAAAAUGAUUCUUUGCUCGUUUCUGAAAACCUUCAAGCCGAAGGUUACCGCAUGGUGAAAAAUAACAAAAGCCUGCUUGAUUAUGCCCACCUCGAAGUUGCGCUUAAGUCAGUAGCUAAACUGCAUGCAGCUUCCUUGGUUCUAGAGGAACGCACCAAGCAGCCAAUUACGAAGCUAUAUUCCGGUCAUCUGAACGAAAAUGUCUACAUUGAUGACGAUACAUACGUCCGUAAGACAAAUCUAGAAAAUGCAAUCAAGGCUCUGUGCGAGUUGAUAAAACGUAUAGAUAAAUACAAACACUCCGACCGACUAGAUUUUAUCUUAGAAAAAUUUCCACAAGUGAUUAGAAAAAUUUACGACUUUGCUAAACCCUCAACCGUGUACAGGAACGUGUUCAAUCACGGUGAUCUAUGGAAUAACAACCUAAUGUUUAAGUACGAAGAAACAACGAACAAAUCCCGAACAAACAGCGAUGCAGGUUUGCCCGAGGGUGGUGCUGACGGUCAACAACAGCAGUGUGCUUCUGGUGAGCGACGUCGCCGCAAACGGUCUUCCAUCAUUCGGCCGGAUCCGUUCGAUUUUUCUAACAUCUGCCUUCGAGCAGGAAUCGUGCCUUCGGAUUGCAUUAUGAUUGACUUCCAAAUUGCCCGUUACUCCCCGCCGGCAUACGAUGUAAUGUCCCUGUUGAACACCACCACGACCAGCGCGUUCCGAACGGUCUAUCUGGAACGAAUGAUUCAAAUGUAUUACCAGUUUUUGAAACGAGAACUAGAAUGGUUCCAGAUCGACGUAGAGCGAAGUUUUCCUGCUGAACACUUCGAAAAAUCCUGCGAGGAGUACAAAUUGGCUGGUCUGAUUGAUAGUAUUCUGUUUCGACAUUUGACACUGCUUCCGACUGAAUUGGUUUCGAAUUGCAAGGAAUGUCCCAUUCCGAUAUCGUUUGAAAAUUUAAUGGAAAAUUCUAUUUCUGCACUGAGUACGAAGGCAUGGGAUUCCUGUGACAACUAUCGAUUUUUGAUGGCGGAUUUGUUGGCUGACCUAGUCGACACCUACAUCUUGCCAUCUUGAGAGUUUCACAUCCUAGUUUUUAUUUACGCAGGAUUGCCGAUUCCGGUUUCCAGUAUUCUUUUGGAUUUUCAACUAUCACGCUACGCGCCGCCCGCGCUGGAUGUCCUUACGGUCAUUAUGUUGGGUAGCAA